AAAGUCAAAACAAUCCCUAGGGUUUACACAGUUCUAUAAAUACCUAAAUUUCAUUUCUUCUCCACAUUCAGCCGUAAACAGAGAACCCUCUCUUUCGUUACAAUUCAUCAAUUACCAAUUCCUAGUGAUGGAUCCUCUGCCUGAGCCUGUGAGUUACCUCUGUGGUGACUGUGGAGUGGAGAAUACACUGAAGUCAGGCGAUGUUAUUCAGUGCCGGGAUUGUGGUUACAGAAUCCUUUACAAGAAGCGUACCCGUCGCAUUGUCCAGUAUGAAGCUCGUUAAGAAGAUUAUGAGGACCAUGACAAGUAGUCAUUGUGAAUCAUUUUAAAACAAAGAAUUUGGUGUGUACAAAACUUAAAGAGUAGUUUUAAGUAAUGGGAUGAUCUUUCUUAUUGUAUUUUGAUGGUAUUGUGGAAAUGAAAUCCUAAAACUUGAGUAUGAAUUUAUGUUUAGUAGUUUGCAUCUUUAAGCUCA
Messenger RNA from Medicago truncatula (barrel medic), 475 nucleotides. RefSeq names its product DNA-directed RNA polymerases II, IV and V subunit 12. The transcript is spliced from 2 exons. The record is from RefSeq and is a predicted model, not a curated record. Gene Ontology annotation, cellular component: RNA polymerase II, core complex; RNA polymerase I complex; RNA polymerase III complex. Bases 128 to 283 code for a protein of 51 amino acids. Gene Ontology annotation, biological process: DNA-templated transcription. Gene Ontology annotation, molecular function: DNA binding; zinc ion binding. Lineage: Eukaryota; Viridiplantae; Streptophyta; Magnoliopsida; Fabales; Fabaceae.